Racocetra persica is the source of this 1521-nucleotide messenger RNA. The record is from the annotation of a GenBank genome assembly. NCBI's taxonomy places the organism in Eukaryota, Fungi, Glomeromycota, Glomeromycetes, Diversisporales, Gigasporaceae.
AUGAAAUUUCAUGCACGUGACCAACAAAGAGGAGCUUGGCUGACCCUCUUAAUCACUAGUCUACUGCUUUUAACUUCGUUAACUCGAGCUCAGACAAAUUAUGCAUUAAAACCCCCACAAAUCCCUGGAAUACCACAGGAACUAAGUAACAAUUCUUAUCCUAACUCAGAAUAUGCGAGGCUGUUAGCCUAUUCUUUAUAUUUUUACGAAGCGGAGAGAAGUGGAAAACUACCUGCAGAUAACAGGGUAUCAUGGAGGCAUGAUUCAGCGUUAAGCGAUGGUCAAGAUGUCGGCCUCGAUUUAAGUAAAUUUACUUUUCCACUAUCAUGGACCAUCACAGUUAUUGCCUGGGGUGCAUUAGAGUGGGGUAAAGGUUAUGAAUUAGCAAAUCAGACCCAAUAUUUGAGAGAUAUGGUAAAAUGGGGAACUGAUUGGUUAAUAAAUGCUAGUUCAAAUACGAGCAAUACAAGUUCAAAUAUAAGCAAUACAAUAGAUCAAUAUUUAUAUGUGAUGAUUGGUGACAUUGAUUCAGAUCUUAGCUAUUGGGGACCUGAUACAAAUAUUCCUACUUCACGUCCAUCACUAAAGGUUAGCUCCUCUGCUCAUGGUACCGACGUUUCAGGCGAGACGGCUGCGGCAAUGGCUGCGUCGUCUUUAUUAUUUCGUAAUCAGUUUAAUGAUUCUGAAUACGCCAAUACACUUUUAACAUACGCAAAAAGUUUAUAUUCUUUUGCCGAACAGACACCUUUCACGCUAUAUCAGAAUUCGGUUCCCCAAGUUAAAAGUGCAUAUGCUUCGUCAAAUUAUUCUGACGAAUUGGUCUGGGGUGCCCUUUGGUUAUAUAAAGCGACAAAUGACACUAGCUAUCUUGACAAAGCCGUUAAUUAUUUCAACAUUAAUUCAAUGAGUGGUUCAAAGAAAGUGUUUAAUUGGGAUGAAAAAUCUGGUGGGUGCUAUGUGUUGUUUGCACAAUUGUUUCAACAAUCAGGUCAGGAUUCAAGUAGAUGGAAAUCUGAGGCAGAACGAUAUUUGGAUGGUGUUGUAAAGCAAACUAGUGGUUGUACAUUAACCAAUGGCGGUCUUUAUUGGUGCGACGGAGACAGCAAUUCUGCAUCUUUAAACCCAUCUCUUGAUGCUGCUUUCCUGUGCUUAAUUUAUGCACCGAUUGCUUCUUCAUCCGAUAAGGCUCAAACAUAUGUAAAGUUUGCUUUGUCACAGAUUGAUUAUGCUCUUGGUAAAAAUCCCAUGAACACGCCGUAUGUUGUUGGUGUUCAUCCAAAUUCACCACAGAAUCCUCAUCAUGCUGGUGCACAUGGUGGAACUGAUGUAUCUAAUUUGAAUAAUCCGCCUCAAACCCAGCAUGUUUUAUAUGGUGCACUUGUGGGUGGCCCAGAUAAGAAUGAUCAGUUUAGUGAUUCAAGAACUGAUUAUGCUCAAACGGAGGUUGCAAUGGAUUAUAAUGCACCAUUUCAAAGUUUAAUGGCGUAUCAAAUGAUCAAUUCCCACAGUGAUCCAUAUUAU